Messenger RNA from Priapulus caudatus, 3255 nucleotides. RefSeq names its product NAD kinase-like. The record is from RefSeq and is a predicted model, not a curated record. The transcript is spliced from 13 exons. Gene Ontology annotation, biological process: NADP+ biosynthetic process; NAD+ metabolic process. Bases 149 to 1642 code for a protein of 497 amino acids. NCBI's taxonomy places the organism in Eukaryota, Metazoa, Priapulida, Priapulimorpha, Priapulimorphida, Priapulidae. Gene Ontology annotation, molecular function: NAD+ kinase activity.
AGAAACCGAAGGGCAUCCGAAUUUCCGAAACAGUGAUACGAAUUUACGAACUGCAGACAGUGGAUGUUCAUCACAAUCCGUCAAUCGUUCACAGUGUUGUAACUAAGUUAUUUUAAUUCGUUUAAAAGUAACGACAGCCUCCACAGGUAUGGAGAGGUUGUCGCUACAUGGGAAAUCUUCAGGUGAAUCGUUUCAACAGUCUGCGGAAGACGAUCUAAUAAUAAGUAAUGCUCUCGACACAGACGAUGGAGACUCCUGUGUUCAUGAGGAGGACCAUGGGGAGGAGCACUGGCAGGACGUCGAUGAUGGCGAGACGUCCGGCUCGCACGCGAUAGCCCCGCUCGGAAUGAUGGGGAGGACACGAAAUGGCUUCGCGAAAAAUAAGAUGCCGAUGCGUGUCGAAAAAGUAUUCAGUAUCUUGGACUGUGAUGAAGAGACCGGCUUCAGAAGGCGAGCACGAUCGCUGACCGGCCCUAGUCCUGUCUACAAUUUCGGACCAAAAGCUCGGACGAUGAAGAACUCAGCAGGGCUUAUGUCGAUACAGGAUCCGGCAAGCCUGCGACUGACGUGGUACAAGACACCAUUCAGCGUGCUUGUCAUCAAGAAGAUCUACGAUGAAGACAUCAUCCGGCCGUUUGUCGAGAUCAUCAGUCACCUAGUGAAGGAGAGGCGCAUGAUGGUGUACGUGGAGGAAGCAAUACUCAAGGACGUAAAACUGAACAGCAACGAGGACUUUGACAGACUGAAGGAUAAAUUGUACACCGUCAGUGAAGGUCAAGAUGACCUCACUGACAAGAUAGACUUCAUCCUGUGCCUCGGGGGCGAUGGAACGUUACUACAUGCUUCUAGCCUAUUUCAGACGAGCGUUCCCCCAGUGCUGGCCUUCCACCUAGGAUCACUCGGCUUUUUGACGAUAUUUGAAUAUGCCGAGAACUUCAAAAGUGUUCUGACUUCUGUGUUGGAAGGAAAUGCCAAGCUAUCGCUGCGCAGUCGCUUGAAGUGCGCGAUCACGAAGGUGGAUUCCGAUCUGUCACGUAUACCUGUGAAGAACCUGCAGGCUUCCCACCAGAAAUCUAUGAUGGUCUUGAAUGAGGUCGUAAUAGAUAGGGGCCCAAGUCCAUAUCUUACCAAUUUAGACCUGUACGUGGAGGGCCGCUACGUGACGUCAGUACAGGGUGAUGGUCUGAUCAUCUCGACGCCGACGGGCAGCACAGCGUACGCGGUGUCGGCCGGAGCGUCGCUAGUACAUCCCAGCGUGCCGGCGAUCAUGAUCACGCCCAUCUGUCCUCACUCGCUCUCAUUCCGACCCAUAGUCCUGCCAGCAGGCGUCGAAAUCAAGGUUAUGGUAUCACCUGAAGCUCGCUCCACAGCCUGGGUCUCGUAUGACGGCAGGAACAGACAUGAGCUGGCACAUGGUGAACUCCUGCGCGUGGCGACCGCCAUCUACCCGGUGCCGUGCAUCUGCCGCGAUGAUCAGAUCAUGGACUGGUUCGACUGCCUCGGCACGUGCAUGCACUGGAACGUGCGCCAUCGCCAGAAGCCCUUCAUCGGCAUCGGCAACGGCAUGACUCCCUCCAGCAGCAGCAACAGCCUCUGCUCGCGAAAUUCCGGCUCCGACACAAACUGCGACAACAGCUACUAGCGGGCGUGCCGGCGCAGAGCGUGGCAACGACUGCUGACAUGCUCAGAGGCUAGCUGAUACCUGCUGUGGCUGCUCUAGUGGGAGGAUGUUGACAUCAGCAACAACGGCUGAUAGUGGCAGUUUGUGACUCACCAUAGCAAUAAAUUUUAGAUAGUGUAGUCUGCAAGAGGAAUGGUACCGUUGGGCUCGCUUAGGGGGUUGGGAAGAGGUAUACAAUUAUCGUAUCUACAAAUAGAGCAAUCGUUGUAUAGCACUGUCAAACAGUGAACGUUCUCGUUGCGUGAUAGUUUACACAAUUGUGUAGCUUGCUUUUAAUGCAGAUGUACACAUUUAUGAUUAUACGUAUGUAUAUAUACAGUUUGUGUUGAAGUGGAGUUAUACGCAAAACAAAUACUUGAAAUCUUUUGCCGGUGCGUUACGCGUAACUGCUAGCUUUCUGGGCAAGCUAUCGAGUGAAUUUUGUUUAUUGGGUGAAAAAUGGCUGGGCAUUAGCUUGAUGCUAAUGCUAAGCGUGGCAACAGUUAUAGAGAAGGACCUCCAUGUAUUAUAUGACUACGUAGUGAUCGGACAGAGCAGUAUAUAGGUUCAGUAUGCACGGAUUAGUGAGUUUUCGCUCUUCGUUUCGCGUAUAAUGGUGCCUCAAGGUAUGAUGUGGUGAAAGAGUUGCAUGGAGACGUGCCGUGUAACCUGUACAUAGCGGGUACUCUCGAAUACUGUUAUAUAGAUUCGGGUUUGUUCACUAGAUUGCUGGUGGUAAUUGUAAGAUAUCGGUUAAAUAGCAUAUUUAAAUAUUACUAUAUGCAUUUAUUUGUUUCAUAAAUCUGUGACGUAUUGGAUAUGAACGUGUGUAUCGUAAACGAGUUAGUAAUUUCUAUCAUUAAAUGAAUCGAGCACAAAUAUAUAUAUAUAUAUAUCAUAUAUAUUGAGCUAGGGGGAUUGAAAGAAUAAGAUAGAAGGGGAAGUGGGAGAGACGGAGAGAGGUGAAUAUUGAGUGAGCAAGCUAAUGAGUAAAAGGGAGAGGCGCAAAAAAGAGAAGGGGGGGCGAUUGGGAAAGUUCCUCAUCAAGCAGUAAACUAGAGAUCGAACAUGAAAAUCAAUGGGUCAUUGGUUCACUAUCAGCUAUUGUUACACACAUGCUCAGGCGGGACCAGUGAGAAACCUGUUAGUAUUUCAUUUGUGACACGUGUUUUUCUUGGUUGAUGAUGAAAGAGCAUUGUGACGCAUGUUCUACUGAUAGAUGCUAAUUUAAGCUAUCUUGUCAACAUUGUCCCCCAAUGACAGGAAUGAGCCCCGAUUUCUUUACUUUCCAACAGAUGACGAAAUACUGUGCAUGAUUACAAUCUCGUGACUAUUGACAUUUUAUCAUCAAGAAAACCAGGAAAUGUUAAUUCCACUAUUGCGUUGCUGGGAAAAUGUAGGUGUAGAGGUACCUUGUGUCUUUCAUUCUAGUUGUAAUAUGAAGUAAAUUGCCAUGUUCACUACUCAGAAUGGAAUAUUAUAGUUGGAAAGUUAUAGUUAGGCUACCGAGGUUAUGGCAUGAAAUGAUUAUUAUAUUCGUUAUUGGCAUGUUUCAUACGAAGAACGUGCAAGAGUGCAAAGAUAUACAGACAAAA